Molecule: messenger RNA, 1485 nt
Organism: Acytostelium subglobosum LB1
Lineage: Eukaryota; Evosea; Eumycetozoa; Acytosteliales; Acytosteliaceae
Exons: 1
Coding region: 1-1485 (494 amino acids)
Source: RefSeq, a predicted model, not a curated record
AUGUCAUCAUUGAUUACACCAUUGCUUCUGAAGCAGGGUGCACUGUGGCGCACAAGCUACAACUACACAAUAAGUAGAUAUUGUCUACAAGCUGCAACCAUCUCAACAAACAAGUUGUUUCUUCGAACUCAUCUUCAACCAUCACAUUUCUUAUCAUCAUUAUACUCAACAACACAUUCAUCAUCAUCAAUAAGAUUAUAUUGUACAAACUCAAACAACAGCAACAACAACAAUGGUACAGCAACAACAAAGACGACGACAACGAGUGAAUCAUUGGACAUUGGACUGAUCAAGAAGGCAAUCACAUAUUUGAACGACAUUGAUAAGCAUGAGAAGGUAGAUUCACAGACAUUGAUUGAUCUUCAUCAAUCGAUAUUAUCAUUCGCUAAACAACUGCCAGAUGAUGGCAAAGUCAGAUAUAAUGACAAUGACACAGUGGAACAACGCUUCUAUGCCACCAAGUUCUUGAUGGCAUGGAACUUGCCACGCUUCUACAACGAAUCAUUGCCCAACAGUGACCGCAUGAACAACCCUUCCAACGAUGAGAUGUUGUUGGCUUGGCGAUUGUUAGAUGUUGACGAGCUGAGUGAUCCAGUCAUCAACGACAAGUUCAUCAACACGCGAUUGUCAAUAGGUAUCGAGUACCCUUUGAUGUUGGAGCGCGUCGCACCUCUGGUGCUGGACACUGUGGACUUGGUCGAGACCAAUCGACUCGACCCUCAUACAUCAUUCAUACGCAUGGCCCUGUCCUUCCAGCUGGCGGCACACCUGUCAAUGUGGGAGGAGAUGCGUAUACUUGGCGACAUGAUCUCGCUCAACUACUUGGAAGCAAUGUCAGUGAUGCAUCAAGAAUCAAUCAUGCAGCCCGAGACCUUUGACUAUCACUCAAUCUACAUACUGUUAAGCAGCACACUUGUCAACCUGCCCAGCGCUCACGCUUCGCGUCGUGCCGCGCUCAUGGACACCAAACAGCGAUAUCAAUUGGAGGUGUACUUGUUCAAGGACGCGCGUCUGGAAUGCAAGAAUAUCGAACCGGCCAUCGCCGAGCAGUCCACCAAGCAGUUUAUCGAGUCGAAUGGCGGUGCUGCCAUGCAAGGCCGCGACCGCAUCGUACAAGCUAAACAAAGCAACACCCUGGUACUCAAUCAAUGCGUGUUAUGGUACCUCGAGUUUGAAGGCCUGCCGCCUGUCACCCACUCUGGUGUGAUCAGCAGUGGCCAAGGCAACAACUAUGACGACGGACAACUACAUCUAUUUGGAUAUGUUCUAUGGAAACAGAGCGAGACGUUGGAAUUGGAAGUAUCAUCCGAGUUCCAUGGCAAGCUUGGACAUCAACAACGUGGUGAUGGUGGAAGUAGCUUGGAUGGCAAACCCAGUGACCUCCUAGUGUUCCAAGGUCAACACAAACGAACACUAAGGAAUACCGAGAAUGAUCAAACAUACAUCUACACAAUGGAUGUCAGUAUUGUAUUUAAACGUGAGUGA